Messenger RNA from Corylus avellana, 1067 nucleotides. RefSeq names its product MALE GAMETOPHYTE DEFECTIVE 1 (gene MGP1). Gene Ontology annotation, biological process: pollen development. The record is from RefSeq and is a predicted model, not a curated record. Lineage: Eukaryota; Viridiplantae; Streptophyta; Magnoliopsida; Fagales; Betulaceae.
CACUCAACAAACACGCAGGGAUCUCUCCUCGAACAGGGUCUGAUUCUCUCGUUUAGAUAGACGCCUCGAAGACAAAGGCCAAGCUCGCCCUACAAACAGUAGCUCGAAGAAGAAGGAGAGGUAAACGACGCCGCUGAGCCUCCGAUCAUGGCUUUCUCGUCCCGCCUGCUCUCCAAAUCCAAACAGUUUUGUGGUAGCCAACUCACCUUUCAACAGACACAUGCUAUUCCAGCUCGUUUCUUCGCCAAACAAGCUGACCCCCCUGCUCUUAAGGGAGAUGAAAUGUUGAAGGGCAUCUUUUUUGAGGUUAAGAAGAAAUUUGAGACAGCCAUGGGGAUACUUAGGAAGGAGAAGAUCACCAUUGAUCCAGAAGAUCCAGCUGCAGUUGCUCAGUAUGCCAAGGUCAUGAAGACGAUAAGGGAAAAGGCUGAGUUGUUCUCGGAGUCCCAAAGGAUCCAGUACACCAUACAGACACGAACACAAGAUAUUCCAGAUGCUCGAUCAUAUCUUUUGGCAUUGAAGGAAAUACGGAUCAAGAGGGGUCUCACAGACGAUCAUGGUGUAGAGACUAUGAUGUUUGAUGCACUGGAAAAAGUUGAAAAGGAACUCAAAAAGCCCCUUUUGAGGAAUGACAAGAAAUCAAUGGCUGUUCUUCUGGCAGAGUUUGAUAAAAUCAACAAGAAGCUUGGAAUUCGAAAGGAAGAUUUGCCCAAGUAUGAAGAACAGCUAGAACUCAAAAUUUCCAAGGCACAACUGGAAGAAUUGAAGAAAGAGGCUCUUGAGGCAAUGGAAACUCAAAAGAAGCGGGAGGAAUUCAAGGAUGAGCAAAUGACUGAUGUGAAGUCUUUGGACAUCCGGAACUUUAUUUAGGGUUGGAAUUCGCUUCUCCCUUGUUUGUUUGAGGUUUAAUAAUCGUUUGGACAGAGUGGGAACCAACAAUUUUUCGUUUGGAAAAUGGAGAUUGGCGAGCACAUCUCCCCUUUUUGUUUUUUCAUUUGUAACUGUUGUAUACCUGGAUAUUGAUAUCUGAUCAAUGGAUUCGAAAUAAGUCUGUGUAGGUAUUGCAA